Chelonoidis abingdonii (Abingdon island giant tortoise) is the source of this 4805-nucleotide messenger RNA. It is a transcript of the gene ELAPOR2, whose product is annotated as endosome-lysosome associated apoptosis and autophagy regulator family member 2. Gene Ontology annotation, cellular component: membrane. The record is from RefSeq and is a predicted model, not a curated record. Lineage: Eukaryota; Metazoa; Chordata; Testudines; Testudinidae. Gene Ontology annotation, biological process: positive regulation of BMP signaling pathway.
GAGGCGGCGAGCCCGAGCGCGGACACUCUCCUGUCCCGGGUGUCGUCUAGAGGGAGCCCGGCAGCUUCCAGCCCUUGCAGUGCGGAGAGCGAGACACCCACUGCGCCCGGCGAGCAAAGAGCCGGGCGGGCUCUGAGCCGCUGCCAUCAGCAAGCGGAGGGGCUGCAAACCCGUUGCCGUCAGCAGACAGCAAGGGCGGGGAGUGGGGAGCCCACGGCCAUCGCUGUGCGCCGGCGAGCAAGUUGGGGUGCAGAGGAGGAGGGGCGUCCUGCCCUCUCCAGGGAAGAGUCCUGCAUGCAGAAGAUGCCGCGCAUGGCAGCGAAGAAGAGGCGGUUUUGUAGUCCUGGCUGCUUGGUGUUUCCCUGGCGCUCUUGCUUCCCCUCUUGGAUUUGCUGCUGGGCUCUAAUCUGCUGUCAAGCGGCGCAGACUGGGGAUGCUGUUGAGACUUCCUCCAGCGUGCAGCUGCCUCAGUGUCAGGAGACAGAUUACCACUAUGAAUACACAGAAUGCGAUAGCAGUGGAUCCAGGUGGAGGGUGGCUGUCCCAAAUCCGUCGGCGGAGUGCUCUGGAUUACCUGACCCCAUGAAAGGAAAAGAAUGCACUUUUUCAUGUGCUUCUGGUGAAUACCUAGAAAUGAAGAAUCAAAUGUGCAGUAAAUGUGCCGCUGGGACGUAUUCCUUGGGCAGUGGGAUCAAGUUUGAUGAAUGGGAUGACCUGCCAGCAGGAUUCUCCAAUGUGGCAACUUUCAUGGACACUGCUGUCGAAUCAGCUGAGAAUAAAGCAGAUAGCUGUGACAACUCUUCGUGGACUCCUCGUGGGAAUUACAUAGAGUCCAACAGAGAUGACUGCACUGUUUCUCUAAUCUAUGCCGUACAUCUGAAGAAAUCUGGUUCUGUCUUCUUUGAAUACCAGUAUAUUGACAAUAACAUCUUCUUUGAGUUUUUUAUUCAAAAUGAUCAGUGCAAAGAGAUGGACUCCACGGCCGACAAAUGGGUGAAAUUAACAGACAACAGCGAAUGGGACUCUCAUUUUGUAGCUUUGAAACCAGGGACUAAUAUAUUAUAUUGGAGAACAACGGGGAUUCUUAUGGGUUCUAAAGUGGUGAAACCUGUUCUGGUGAAAAACAUCACAAUUGAAGGAGUUGCAUAUACAUCUGAAUGCUUUCCUUGCAAACCUGGUACAUUCAGUGAUAAGCCAGGGUCUUCAAAUUGUCAGAUGUGUCCCAGAAAUACCUACUCAGAGAAAGGAGCUAAGGAAUGUAUCAACUGUAGCGAAGAAACACAUUAUGCAGAUGAAGGAUCCAGCCAAUGUACAGAGCGUCCUUCUUGUACAAACAAAGACUUUUUCCAGAUCCAUACACUGUGUGAUAAGGAAGGAAAGACUCAGCUAAUGUACAAAUGGAUAGAGCCUAAAAUCUGCAGGGAGGAUCUUCCUGAAGCGUUGAAACUGCCUCCUUCUGGAGAGAAGAAGGAUUGUCCGCCAUGCAACCCUGGGUUUUACAACAAUGGAUCAUCUUCCUGCGCGCCUUGCCCUCAGGGCAUGAUUUCGGAUGGAACAAAGGAAUGCAAGGCCUGCCCUGCUGGGACUGAACCAGCUCUCGGGCUUGAAUAUAAAUGGUGGAACGUUCUGCCAGUCAAUAUGAAGACUUCUUGUUUUAAUGUUGACAAUUCAAAGUGUGAUGGAAUGAAUGGCUGGGAGGUGGCUGGUGAUCACAUCCAGAGUGGGGCAGGGGGCUCUGACAAUGAUUAUCUUAUCCUGAACCUGCAUAUUCCAGGAUUUAAACCUCCAACAUCGGUGACAGGAGCAACCGGGUCAGAACUAGGACGAAUUAGUUUUAUUUUUGAGACCAUCUGUUCUGCAGAUUGCGUGAUGUACUUUAUGGUGGAUGUUAAUAGAAAAAACACGAAUGUGGUGGAAUCCUGGGGGAGGACGAAGGAGAAACAAUCUUACACUCACAUUAUCUCCAAAAAUGCUUCCUUCACAUUCACAUGGGCCUUCCAGAGGACAAACCGGGGCCAAGAUAGCAGGCAAUUCAUACACGACGUGGCAAAGAUCUACUCGAUAACAGUGACCAAUGUGUUGGAUGGAGUUGCCUCGUCUUGCCGGGCCUGCGCACUGGGGUCUGAACAGUCUGGGUCAUCCUGUGUACCCUGUCCUUCUGGACACUACAUUGAGAAGGAGACCAACCAAUGCACGGAGUGCCCAGCCAACACAUAUCUGUCCAUACAUCAGGUGUACGGCAAAGAGUCUUGUAUCCCAUGUGGGCCUGGCAGUAAAAGCAACAAGGACCAUUCCACCUGCUUCAGUGACUGCACGUUCUCUUACCUCAGGGACAACCAGAGCCUGAAUUAUGACUUUACCAACCUCAGUGGAGUGGGGUCAUUAAUGAAUGGACCCAGCUUUACAUCCAAAGGGACAAAGUUCUUUCAUUUCUUUAAUAUCAGUCUGUGUGGGAAUGAGGGAAAGAAGAUGGCGAUUUGCACAGACAAUAUAACAGAUGUCACAGUAAAGGACAUGGUAGCUGAAUCAGAAGACUCUUCAAGUUUGGUGGGAACUUUUGUAUGCCAGUCUACAAUCAUCCCAUCAGACAGUAAGGGGUUCAGAACAGCACUGGCUCUGCAGUCCAACAGCCUUGCUGAUACAUUCUUAGGAGCCACGGUUGAAACCACUCUGGGAAAUAUUACCGUUGAAACAGAAAUGUUUCCGUCUUCCCAAAGGAUAAUACCUGAUGUGAAUUUCUUUUUCAAGUCUUCUACACUUACAACCCCCUGUGAAAACGGACGUGCAACUGUUGUGGUGGUGAGGUGUAAUCCCACCAAACCAGGCCAAGGCGAUAUUUCAGUCCCCAGCACGUGCCCCGUUGGUACCUGUGAUGGAUGCACCUUCUACUUCAUGUGGGAAAGUGCAGAAGCCUGCCCUUUAUGCACAGAGCAUGACUACCAUGAGAUUGAGGGAGCUUGUAAAAAGGGAUUUCAGGAAACCUUAUAUGUCUGGAAUGAGCCAAAGCAAUGCAUAAAGGGGAUUGCCUUGCCUGAGAAACGGGUCAGCACCUGUGAAACCAUGGACUUUUGGUUAAAAGUUGGAGCAGGUGUUGGUGCAUUCACAGCUGUGCUGCUCAUAGCUUUAACCUGCUACUUCUGGAAGAAAAAUCAGAAGUUGGAGUAUAAAUAUUCCAAAUUAGUGAUGACAGCUAACUCGAAAGAGUGUGAGCUUCCAGCUGCUGACAGCUGUGCUAUAAUGGAAGGAGAAGAUAAUGAAGAGGAAAUAGUAUAUUCAAAUAAACAAUCAUUGCUGGGAAAGCUGAAGUCGUUGGCAACAAAGGAAAAACAAGAUUGUUUUGAAUCUCUUCAGCUGAAAUCUUCAAGAUCACAAAAUAUAUGAGGAUUAAAUACUACCUUCAAAGAAAAAAUCUGAUUUCUAUUUUUACAGGACCACAUUUUAAACAUAUUCCUGCAGACAGCAGAGUAAUGGUUGCAGUGAGAAAUGCUGAGCCAUUUAAGAAAAAAGAGGGUGGAAAUCAAAACUAAAGAUUGGAUGGCCUUAUUCUAUGGUCAAGUACCUAGCCAAAAACAAGAAGCAGACUGCUUGGAUUCCAAACUAGGAAUGAAACUUAACUCAGGAAGAGAUAUACAUAUUGCAACUGACAUGAGUUUUUGUAUUCACCUGUGCAUUGUUCAGGCAUGCUGUGUAAUUUAUUGGUACCUUUCAAUGCAUAAUCACUUUGUCCAUAUGCAUCGUAAGAGCUGAUUUUCUGAGAGAUUCGAAACUUUCUGCAAAGGUUCUGUACUGUCCUUUUUGUAGCCUAACUUCAAGUCUCUCUUAAAAUCAAAAUGGGGAAUGGCGCUUGAAACAGAACCAUGGAUGACUUUUGAUCCUUGGAUAAAAUAAUGCUUUUGGGGCUAAGGGCUGAAUGUCCUGCAACAGCCUUCAGUGUGGCAGGGCCAAUUUUGCACCCACGGAUCACACCCACGUAGAUGCCAAUAUGACCACCAUCUGGGUUGGGUUGAACAUGGCACUCCUGAAUCUGAGGCUAUAUCUAUACCUACAGCUAAGGGUGUGAUUCCCAGCUUGUAUAGACAUUUUCACAUCUGCUGUCAUCAAUCUAGCACACUAAGAAUAGUAGUGUAGCCAUGGUAGCACAGGCAGCGGCUGCACGGACAAGCUGUGCCGAAUAUGUACCCACAGGGUUCAGGUGGAUUUGUACUCAGGGUGGCUAGCCCAUGGCACUGCUUGGCACUGCCUGUGCUACUGUGGCUACACUACUGUAUUUAGUGUACUAUUUUGAGAGCUAGAGCAAGUAUGGCUACGCAAGUUGAGAGUCACACCACCAGCUCCAAGUGUAGCCAUCCCCUAAAUGUAUCCGCUGCCACUGCCUGAGUUGAAAGAUCACAUCUGUCCGUUUAGAAGCAGCAGAAGCAGCACUCAGAAAUCUUUUUACGUGGUCUAGACACUAGGGGGGACCAAAGAUCCAUAAUGUGAAUUAUGCAUUCUCCCUGCCUGGGGAAGCUUGUCCUGAGCAUCGGAGGUUGACAGCAGUUCAUUACCCGGUAUGAGCUAUCUUUGUGUGUCAACUCUCUGGGAUGAGCAUCUGUAGGGAUUGAAUCCUGAACCCUUUGGGAGCGAGGGGAACCACAAACUUCUAGCAUUUAAGCUAACUGAGCCAAUUUGCAGUCGAGAGGCAGCAUCAGACUUUUUAGCCUGUAUGUGGUCUAAAAAGGGACAAGGACCCCCCUGCAGGUAUUAAUGUUGGUUACACUAUCAUGUAUCUUUUAGCAUACAAAUAGGUUCUACUGUCGAUGCAAGUU